Neurospora crassa OR74A is the source of this 465-nucleotide messenger RNA. RefSeq lists its product as hypothetical. The transcript has a single exon. Bases 1 to 465 code for a protein of 154 amino acids. NCBI's taxonomy places the organism in Eukaryota, Fungi, Ascomycota, Sordariomycetes, Sordariales, Sordariaceae. The record is from RefSeq and is a predicted model, not a curated record.
AUGCCAUGGAUCUCCAAGAUCGCUGCCCAGCAACUCAUCACCGCUGCAAACGGCAGGCUACGCGCUACGCAGUUAUCCAUCCUCGUCACCGAGGUCCUGCGCUACGCCCAAGACCGCGUCCAAGACAACAUCAUCAGCCAAUCCGACCAAUACCGCUUCGCCAUAUCCAAGAUCAUCUGCUCCUGCCCCUCCCGCUGCCUCACUCGCGCGCAAGCCGACACCGCCGGCAAUAUAUUGGGCAACUACAUUGUCAAAAGCGAUGGUCGAACCGGACGAUUUACAAAUGCUUCACCCUCAGCUAGCUUUGAAGAACAUUGGUUUGUCUGCUUCGACCCUGACGCCUUCCUCGCCGAGUACGAAUUCAGCUACGAGCGUUAUUUCCUCGACAACUUCACGUCCACCCAACCCCCCUACACAUGGCAAAAAUACUGGAACCACGUCCAUGCCGUGCUGGACUCAGAAUAG